Messenger RNA from Knipowitschia caucasica, 669 nucleotides. The record is from the annotation of a GenBank genome assembly. Lineage: Eukaryota; Metazoa; Chordata; Actinopteri; Gobiiformes; Gobiidae.
AUGGAGUGGGACUCCAUCUCCUCAUUCGACUCGACAGAUGACACCGAGACCGAAGCAGAUGUCCCUGGGCUAUCUGCGUCACAACAUGGUUCCUUCUUCAUCAUCCUGGUCUGGUGGUCCGUCUCAUCAGAGCCCCCCUUAUCAUGUUCCACACAGCUCCCAUCAGCUGCCACCCUCUGGGGCUCCACCACAACACCACCUGGACGCCACACAGAACCAGAGCCUGAUGGGGAAAGCGACUGUGGGGUCAAGGAGAGCUGCUCGGUGGAACUCACUAACAUCAGACCCUUCAGCUGUCAAUACAAAAGAGGUGAGCCCUCAAGACACAAGCCUGUCCUCAAGAUUAGGCUCCCCAGAGAAGCAAAGCAGAGGUCCUGGUCCCUAUUGGUCCUUGGGGUCCCAGCCCUGGUGCCACUUGCAGCAGUAUUUUGGUUGUGGGGGGGGGGGGGGGGGGGGGGGGGGGGGGGGGGGGGGGGGGGGGGGGGGGGGGGGGGGGGGGGGGGGGUGGGGGGGGUGGGGGUUUACAUGGGGGGGGGGGGGGGGGGGGGGAGGGGGGGGGGGGGGGGGACAAAAGUCUUGAAGGGGGGGAGGGAUGAGGGAAAGGAUGGGGGGGGAGUGGGGGGGGAGGUGGUUGAUAGAGGGGAUGAUGAGAGAGAUUAUUAUUAUUAG